AUGGGUUUUGAAGUCCAGAUAACAUUCAAACCUGAAAAGGAUCACGGGCUACUUCUGUAUAAUGGCCAACAAGAGGAUGGCAGUGGAGACUUCAUAUCUGUAGGUCUGACCAAUGGCUAUGUGGAGUUCCGCUUUGAGCUAGGCUCAGGAGUUGGAUACCUGAGAAGCCACCAGCCAGUGCAGAUGGACACCUGGCCACUGUUCAGAUCAGCAGAGAAAAGAAGGACGUCAGAAGUUACCGGAACAUCUCAGGGACGGAUGAUGGGGUUGGACUUGACUCAGCCUCUGUUUGUGGGGAGCGUGCCAAGCUUCGACAAAAUCUCGCGUGAUAAUGGCUACAACAUUGGCUUCGUGGGCUGCGUGAGUGAAAUCAAGUUUGGCAGCCAUACCUUGGACUUGGUGAAGGACUCGGAGCAAGUUCACGUGGCCAUGUGUGCUGCUAUCACAAAUUUUUCAGAGGUGUCCAUAGUGGAGCCUGCAUUUGAUGAUGAUGCCUUUGCGGCAUACCCAACACCUAAGAGCUCCCAGAACAGUCUGAAGGUGCACAUGAAGAUCAAGCCAAACAACCUGGAUGACUGCCUGCUUGUCUACUGUGCUCAGUACCUGACCAGAAAGGAGACUUUACCUCCAUUGGAAUCCGCAUGGAAGGGGGAUGUCAAGGUUGGAAACCUAGUCAUCAGAAAGGUGGCACAAGGUCCAGCGAUAAUCAGGCAUCCUGAAAGGCUUCGGGCAAAUGAGUGGAUCACUCUGUCUGCAUCAAGGCGUGCUCAGAAUGGUGAACUGGUGGUGAAUGAUGGCCAUAGGGAAGUGGGACGUUCACCUGGUCACACUCAGGGAGUGAAUCUCAACACCCCCAUGUAUGUCGGUGGUGUGGACAAGACCAAAGUCACAGUUCACCCAGAUGCUGGUGUGUCACACGGCUUUGAGGGCUGCGUUGCGCAUGGAGGCGGGGGCCGGAGACUAGCCCUGCAGAGCCCCCCUUCCUCGGGCGGCGGCCAGACCUUGGGUCUUGGCGGCGAGCCGGCCAUCUCGUCGCACGGAGGGCACAUGCGAUAA
This is a messenger RNA of Rhipicephalus sanguineus (brown dog tick), 1056 nucleotides long. Its product is annotated as pikachurin-like. The transcript has 8 exons. The record is from RefSeq and is a predicted model, not a curated record. Bases 1 to 1056 code for a protein of 351 amino acids. NCBI's taxonomy places the organism in Eukaryota, Metazoa, Arthropoda, Arachnida, Ixodida, Ixodidae.